AUGACUAAUCUUACGAGUCGAAUGGCCGUUUUUGGACCAAACAUGAUGUUUACGGAUCUAAGAUGUUCUCCAUCAUGUACGCGUGCUGGAGUACAUGGUACAGAGGGAUUUGGAAGAUUAUGGCGAGGCACCAAUGCUGGCCUGGCAUUGGCUAUACCAACUGUGGGAAUCUAUCUGCCUUGCUAUGACAUCUUCCAGAAUUGGUUUGAAGAGUUUGCAACUGAAAAUGCUCCAAGCAUGACACCGUAUGCCCCUUUGCUGGUGGGGACAAUGGCUGGAGGAGCUGCAGAUUGUCAGUUUUGGCACAGAAAUUUAGGCAUUAAGUGUCAUUUGCAUGAAUUGGCAAACAAGAGUAGGAUUUCAGUGACUGGCGCUUCAAAGAUGCUUGCCAACAUUCUCUAUUUCUUACCGUGGGAUGGGGCAAAACAGUCAUUUUACGCUGCGUUACUUUUUUUUACAGCGAAGGCGGACGUCUCAAGGGACUAA
This is a messenger RNA of Lactuca sativa (garden lettuce), 486 nucleotides long. RefSeq names its product mitochondrial carrier protein MTM1-like. The record is from RefSeq and is a predicted model, not a curated record. Gene Ontology annotation, cellular component: proteasome core complex; mitochondrion. Gene Ontology annotation, biological process: mitochondrial transmembrane transport. Lineage: Eukaryota; Viridiplantae; Streptophyta; Magnoliopsida; Asterales; Asteraceae.